AUGCUGCAGCUGAGCCUGUCCUGGCUGGGAAGGAGCCUGGGGACCACCUCCCCAUGGCUGCUCCUGCUGCUCAUCGGUGCCUCCGGGCUCCUGGUCUGCAUCCUACCACAGGCCUGCACUUUCUACAACAAGUGUCGCCGGCUCCGAAGUUUCCCACAGCCUCCGAAACAGAACUGGUUGUUCGGUCAUCUGGGGCUGAUCACCCUCACAGAGGAGGGCCUGAGGAUCCUAACCCAGCUGGUGGCCACCUUCCCCCAGGGCUUUAUUUACUGGAUGGGCCCCAUCAUCCCUAGCAUCGUGUUGUGCCACCCUGACACCAUCCGGCCUGUCCUGAAUGCCUCAGCUGCCAUUGCACCCAAGGAUAUUGUCUUCUACAGCUUCCUGAAACCAUGGCUGGGGGAUGGGCUUGUGGUGAGUGCCGGUGACAAGUGGAGCAGGCAUCGCCGCAUGCUGGCACCUGCCUUCCAUUUCAACAUCCUGAAGCCCUACGUGAAGAUUUUCAACAAUGCUACAAACAUCAUGCUUGCCAAGUGGCAGCGCCUGACUUCGGAGGGCAGUGCCCGUCUGGAAAUGUAUGAGGACAUCAGCCUCAUGACCCUGGACAGUCUGCAGAAAUGCAUCUUUAGCUUCGACAGCAAUUGUCAAGAGAAGCCCAGUGAUUACAUUGCCGCCAAUGUGGAGCUCACUUACCUUUUUGCCAGAAGGCAGCAGAAUUUCCUGCUGUACACGGACUUCCUGUACUACCUCACCCCCGACGGGCAACGCUUCCGCAGGGCCUGCCGCGUGGUGCAUGCUUUCACAGAAGCCGUCAUCCAGGAGCGCCGCCGCACACUCCUUAACCAGGGGAUCGACGACUUCCUCAAGGCCAAGGCCAAGACCAAGACUUUGGACUUCAUUGAUGUGCUCCUGCUGACCAAGGAUGAAGAUGGAAAGGGUUUGUCAGAUGAGGACAUACGGGCGGAGGCUGACAGCUUCAUGUUUGCAGGCCAUGACAGCACGGCCAGUAGCCUCACCUGGAUCCUGUACAACCUCGCAAAGCACCCAGAAUACCAGGAGCGCUGCCGAAAGGAGGUGCGAGAACUCUUGAGAGACCGUGGAGGUGAAGAGAUUGAGUGGGACGACCUGGCCCAGCUGCCCUUCCUCACCAUGUGCAUCAAGGAGAGCCUGCGGCUGCACCCCCCACUGUUGGGCAUCUCCCGCAGCUGCACCCAAGAUAUGAGGCUCCCCGACGGUCGGGUCAUCCCCAAAGGCGUCAUCUGUUUUAUCAAUAUUUUCGGGACCCAUCACAACCCAGCUGUGUGGCAGGACCCCGAGGUCUAUGACCCCUCCCGCUUCGAGCCAGAGAAGGUCAAGGACAGGUCGCCGCUGGCUUUCAUCCCCUUCUCAGCUGGACCCAGGAACUGCAUCGGGCAGACGUUCGCCAUGAUCGAGAUGAAAGUGGCUCUGGUGCUCCUGCUGCUGCACUUCCGCUUCCUGCCCGACAGCACAGAGACGCGCAGGAAGCCGGAUUUGGGUAUGCGCGCCGAGGGCGGCCUGUGGCUGUGGGUGGAGCCGCUGAGCGCGGGCCAGCAGUGA
Molecule: messenger RNA, 1575 nt
Organism: Lepus europaeus (European hare)
Lineage: Eukaryota; Metazoa; Chordata; Mammalia; Lagomorpha; Leporidae
Product: cytochrome P450 4F2-like
Exons: 12
Coding region: 1-1575 (524 amino acids)
Molecular function (GO): heme binding; iron ion binding; monooxygenase activity
Source: RefSeq, a predicted model, not a curated record